AUGGACGCGUCCGGGCCGGCCGGUGUAGCGCCCGACGAUGCGGCUUCGUCCCCGGUGCCGGGCGAGCCAGAGGUUCCCUCGUGCCAAGGAUGUCGGAGGCGCAAGCUGAAAUGCUCUCGCGACCAACCAAUCUGCGCCCACUGCCGGCGAUUGGAUGCGCCCUGCGUGUACGACCUAAAGAAGAACAAGCCAGGGAUCAAGGCGGGUGCGGUGGGAAGUUUGAGUCGUAGGGUCGAUGCUUUGGAGCAUGCUCUACUGAGGAAGUCCCAGGACCCGACCUUCCUUGGCGAGGAUGCCAAUAUCAGCAUCCAAGAGAAUCAGCAAGGCGGGCAGGGCCUCGUGGAGAUCCUUUCUACUCUCGCGUCUGAGCUGCAUAAACUGAACUCGAGAGCCACUCGUGGGCAAACGAGAGGCCGAGACCAAAGAGGUUCUCCGACUGUCUCACCCACAUCUCACACAUCAGCAUUUACAUCUGAUCGGCGUGAUACCAACCCGUAUCAGGAUGGUUCCCACCGUAAGCGACGUCGGUUGGAUAGCUGUGGUAACCCAAACGUCGAUUUGGUUGGCCCAUUUGAGGACGAGCUGGAGAACAUCACCACCAGUCUGCCGCCCCCCGCCCUGUUGGAGGAAGUCAUCAAUAUCUACUUUGAUAUCAUUCAACCAUGGAUACCAAUCCUACACGAAACACAAUUUCGAAGUCGGAUCCUCAACCCAGAGGACCUACCACAUCUAGUUAUUAUUCUACAUGCUAUUGUCGUUGCCGCACUCCGCUUCGUAGAUGAUCCGGCCACCAAGUUAUCAGCGGAGGGCGUGGAGCGUCAGACCGCAAAGUCAAGGAACUUUGUCAUACUGACAUCCAUGGAUAGCCUCUCGGUCGAAAGCUUACAGUCGCUGACCAUUAUAGCCUUCAAUGAUAUCGGUAACGGCGAUGCUUCAAAGGCAUGGUCCAUUAUCGGCUCCUUGACGAGGACAGUCGAAUACAUUCAGCUCAGUGUUGAACCAGAUCACCAUAACAAGGAUCCGUUACUCAAGCCACUGCCAUUGAUACCGAGAUCCAAAGACUGGACGGAGGAAGAACAAAGGAGACGAGUGUUUUGGAACAUCUUUUGUCUUGAUAGGUUUCAAGUAGCAGCUAACACGAGCAGAUGGAACACGAGCCUGACUUCGGACGAUGUCAAGCGUAGACUCCCCGCAGACGGAGGAUUGUGGCACCGGCAGGAAGCUGUGACGACACCAUAUUUCGGCAUAUGGGAUCGAUCGACAGCAAAGAUUGGCCACUCAAUUGCCUUCCUGCCCGGACACUAUCCAAGAGAAGAUGCCGUCGAGGACUCCACCAGAGCACUUUCAGCAACUCCCGCAGAGCAGACGGGCUCCAAAUCCGUAGACAUGACGACGGUUGGGGCUUUUGCCUACUGUGUCGAGGCCACAGAGUCAUUGAGUCGAAUCACAACUUACUUCCUCCAGCAAACGAUCGAUUUUGAAAACAGGCAGGAGGUGAGCAACUGGUUGACCAGGUUCAAGGAGCUAGAUCUCAGACUUGUUCACUGGAAAAUGUUUCUGCCACAGAGAUGGAGAGACUCGAACAUCUCCCGUCAGCCGGCACUCAUCAAUAUGGAUCCAAACCUUACGCUUGCUCAUGUCACGCAUAACACGUCCAUGAUAUUGCUGCACCAGCGGAUCGCGUACCCCGAGCCUGGGCGUACCGAGCAUGUGAAGCUCCCCAGCUUCUGCAGCGCCGAGACAUGCCAGAUAGCAGCUGUGGAAACAACCACGAUUACCAAGAAGUACCUCAAGCACACUCCAGAGUAUAGUCCUGUGACGAACCAAUUUGCAUUUUGUGUCUUCAUCAGUGCCCGAGUCCUACUUGUUCAUUGGAGGCACUACAAUACUGAACUUUUGCCUGAAUUCUGGGUCCUCGUCGACAGUCUUGAGGAAAUGGCUCGACGCUGGGCAGGCCCUGUGCUGGGUCACAAGGCCAGCCUGUCCCUAGCUGGAAAGUACGCAAGCCAGUUGCGAACGCUGCACUCGCGGAGUGAAGCUGAUCCUCGUAUUGUGAUUGAUGUCUUGGGUUACUCGAGCGGUACCGUACCAGGCUCGACAUCAAGCCCCUUCUUUAAUCAUGAUCUACCACAAACCGCAGGUCUUGCAGAUCUGCGAAAGCAAGACCAGCCGCGUCCCGAGUCCUUAAGCUUCGGUUCACAAAGCCAUCAGGGAGCAAAUGAUCAAGUCGGAGAGACAGAGGCGCCACCGGGGCCUGGAAUGCCUGAGCAGUUCCAGCCACCCCAACCUGGCCAGAUGCAAGUACAGGGCCAGGUACAGCAUAUGCCCCGAGGUGGUGAAUAUGCCAUCCCAGACCAGGCUCACCCGGACAGGCUGUCGGCCAUCUCACACAUGCUGAUGGACGAGGGAUUCAUGGCAAUGGAUAGGAUCAUCAGCCUUGACGAUAUGAUUUUCACGGCCCAAACGCCCGGGGCAAACACAAUGCCUUGGAUUGCCGGUCAAGGCCCUCAUCUAGGAUAG
Clonostachys solani is the source of this 2520-nucleotide messenger RNA. NCBI's taxonomy places the organism in Eukaryota, Fungi, Ascomycota, Sordariomycetes, Hypocreales, Bionectriaceae. The record is from the annotation of a GenBank genome assembly.